AUGGCUAAAGGGAAACGAAGAAAGAAGCCCCUCAGCAGCAUGACCAUGCUGAAAGAGGACAUUCGAGUGGAGGAGAAGAGCUCCCUCGAAGAUAGCACAGUGUUCUCAAAGUCCCUUGGAAAAGCUGAAAAGGUGAGCAAGCUAUGCAAAGCCCCUAACUGUGCCCAUGCUGCCAUCUGCUCUGUCUUUAUAAAAGAUGAAGAGGACUUCAUAGAUGGCAUUGAACCAGAAGAAGGCACUCCUUACUGUGCAUGUGCCCUCCACUCUAACAAACAAGUCAAGACCUUCCGAGGAAUGAAAAUUCUCAACAGAAUAGAGAAAGUGGUAUCUGAUGAGGAAGAACCACUCCCAAACAGGCCAACAGCUCCAGCAGCUAAAACCCUACAACAGACUCCCACUGAGCAACCCACAAUUGCAGUAAGAGUCUCCCCCAUGAGUUCACCUGAACUUCAAGCUCUACUAAAAAAGAAAGGAAAUUCAGCUUCCUCUAACUCUAGCCAACCUAGUGCAUCUCUAGCUUCUUCCCUUGUGAAGUUCAAGACUGUACCAACAUUGCAAAUUAUGAAGCUGAAGUCGAAAACAGACAUGGCCUGA
This is a messenger RNA of Paraglomus brasilianum, 594 nucleotides long. The record is from the annotation of a GenBank genome assembly. NCBI's taxonomy places the organism in Eukaryota, Fungi, Glomeromycota, Glomeromycetes, Paraglomerales, Paraglomeraceae.